Molecule: messenger RNA, 843 nt
Organism: Ceratina calcarata
Lineage: Eukaryota; Metazoa; Arthropoda; Insecta; Hymenoptera; Apidae
Product: E3 ubiquitin-protein ligase RNF12-B
Exons: 4
Coding region: 94-675 (193 amino acids)
Source: RefSeq, a predicted model, not a curated record
AUUCCCUAUAUAAAGGGUGGUUUUCCUACGAUGCGACAGAACCAAUUUAUUUAGUCAAGACACACUAGCCAAAGUAUUAUCCUGUCGGUCACCAUGAAGACCCUGGUAUGUUUGAUGCUGAUCUCAGUGGCGUUUGCUGCCGAAGAGAAGACGGUCCAAAAACGUGGACUGUACUCGCUUGGGGAUUUAGGAAGCUAUGGGGGAGGAUAUGGUGAAGAAUAUGGAAAGAUCGCUAUAGCUAUCAAAGAGAAGCCCGUUGCUGUCCCAUAUCCAGUACCGAAGCCAUACCCAGUCGCCGUCGACCGCCCGUACCCAGUUAAGGUGCCAGUUGAGGUCUCCAAGCCGUACCCGGUUGCGGUCCCAGUGCCCCAACCGUACCCAGUAGUGCAGACCAAGACUAUCACGGUCCCAGUCGAGAAGCCAGUCCCUUACCCAGUUAAGGUCCCAGUUCCAGUUAAGGUCCCCGUUGGCGUCCCGUACCCAGUUAAGGUUCCAGUCGACAGACCGUACCCAGUUGCAGUUCCCCAGCCCAUUCUCGUUAAGGAAAAAGUCGCGGUCCCGCAACCCAUAAUCCUCAAGGAAAAAAUCGCGGUCCCCCAGCCCAUCCUUCUUAAGGAAAAAAUCGCGAUCCCGCAGCCCAUCCUCCUUAAGGAAAGUUAUGGGAAGUACGAAUGAAUUUUCUCUCCCCCUCUUCUCUCGAACAUCUCUGCCACACCCAGUCCUCGCCUAACCACUCCACAGCAUCGCAAAAGACAUCAUGACGAGCGCCGUACCAAAACAAGUUCUCCUCCUGCCGUAGUAACAAAUCAUGCAAAUAAAUUGAUUUUAUAAAUCUUUUUUAAA